Messenger RNA from Leptosia nina, 372 nucleotides. Lineage: Eukaryota; Metazoa; Arthropoda; Insecta; Lepidoptera; Pieridae. The record is from the annotation of a GenBank genome assembly.
AUGUUAGCAAGGGAUCAAAAUUUACUUACCGCUCCUACUAAGUAUAAUGUUGGGAAAUAUGGCGUUCUUAUAACAGAAUUUGAAAAAAUCGCGUUACAAGCCUUGCAAACCCCAGCUUCCAAAUCAUGCCUUGUGGUAGAUGAAAUUGGCAAAAUGGAAUUUUUCAGUCUUCCUUUUAAAAAUAAAAUAAGUGAAAUCUUUUCCACUGACAAUGAUUAUAUUGUCCUUGCGACUAUACCGAUAAGGAAAAGUGAUCCAUUAAUUGAACUUAUACGAAAUAAUAAUAAGUCCAGAGUAUGGGUGGUUACAAGAGAGAAUAGGAAUACAUUACAGGAAGAAAUUACCAAAGAAAUUAAAUCCGCCCUUUUGUAA